UCUAUAUUCGAAAACUUCGGAAUUCUGACAUUUGACAUUUUAGUGUGUGUUUGUGCCCUUCCUUGCUGUUUGAGUUAUAUUUUUCUCUAAAUUAUGGCUUAUCAGGGCUAUCAAGGCGGCUACGGGGGAUAUGGUGGUCAGCAGCCGGGGGGCUACAAUCAAAAUCAAGGUGGCUAUGGGGCACCACCACCUAUGAUGGGAGGAGCUCCUGGGAUUAAUCCGGAAACGCAGAGAAUUUUCGGAGUUGUUGAUCGAGACAGAUCCGGAAAGAUCAAUGCUGAAGAGCUGAAGAGUGCUCUUGUGAAUGGACGUGGACAGAAUUUCUCUGACACAGCUUGCCGUCUUAUGAUUGGUAUGUUUGACCAGGAUCACAGUGGAACGAUUGAUAUUAAUGAGUUUGAUAGACUCUACACUUACAUUAAUCAGUGGUUGAAUGCAUUCAAGAGCUACGAUCGUGACUCAUCUGGACACAUUGACGAAGGAGAAUUGAGUUCAGCUUUCCAACAGAUGGGAUUCCGCUUCUCACCGGACUUUAUAAAGUUCCUGGUCAAGAAGAGUGAUCCCCAAAAUCAUCGUGAAAUCUCCGUUGAUCAGUUUAUUGUUCUCUGUGUGCAAAUUCAGAGAUUCACCGAAGCCUUCCGGCAACGUGACUCGGAGCAAAAAGGAAUCAUCCAAAUAAGUUUUGAGGAUUUCAUUUCUGUCGCUCUCAGUUGUUCCACGUAAAUCUCACACAGUAUCCCGGACUCGCGGGCAUUCCGUGCUUUACAAAA
This is a messenger RNA of Lutzomyia longipalpis, 770 nucleotides long. It is a transcript of the gene Pef, whose product is annotated as peflin. The transcript has 4 exons. Gene Ontology annotation, biological process: COPII vesicle coat assembly. Bases 94 to 723 code for a protein of 209 amino acids. NCBI's taxonomy places the organism in Eukaryota, Metazoa, Arthropoda, Insecta, Diptera, Psychodidae. The record is from RefSeq and is a predicted model, not a curated record. Gene Ontology annotation, molecular function: calcium ion binding.